AUGCACGCGACAUGGCCACUGCUGAUUUUACCCGCUCUUUUUGUGGUUGGCGAGCACGCUGUGUCGACGGUAUUCGAGGUACCACCUUCGACAGCGGUUGAUGGGCAAGAUCGGACGGAGGUGGACCAUUCUUCUGGUGGUCCAUCACCGUCGUCGCUUGCCGCCACUAUGGAUAUCGAUGAGCUUGAGGCAUCGAUGGCCCCGACACGACUGCGAUCAAUUCUCACAUGGCCUCCCCCUCUCCCUCCUGGUUUGGAAGCAGUGCUUGCAGCGCAGGACACUGAUUCAAUUUUACCCAUAGACAGUCAGGAUCGUGUCAUGGCUGGUCCGCUGCCGGCCAUUCCACGUUAUGAAUCACCUUCACCGGAUGCCGUGGAAGCGUGGAACGCGGUCGCUGCGGUUCAACGCGAGGCGGAUGAUCAUGCCGCUACGCUUGCGUCCUCUCGUAGGCACAAAGCACGGGUGAUGCCCGCACCGAGGUUGGGCUGCCCACAACCAGUUGCAUCCGGUGUAAUCGUUGAAGUUGCUAAGUUACUGCAGCCGACAUCACCCUGCGUGCGGCUGACGAGUGAGGAGGUUUCAGAGCGCAAUCGCCAAAAAAACAGAACGGCAUCGCUAUCGCGACGUGGAGGCGACGGACAUCGUCGACACCAGUACUACCAGCGAAUGGUGAAAAAUUUUCGAUCUGGAUUGAACAAUAUUUCUCUCAGUUGGUAUCACUGA
Messenger RNA from Peronospora matthiolae, 723 nucleotides. The record is from the annotation of a GenBank genome assembly. Lineage: Eukaryota; Oomycota; Peronosporomycetes; Peronosporales; Peronosporaceae.